This is a messenger RNA of Orbicella faveolata, 2672 nucleotides long. RefSeq lists its product as uncharacterized. Gene Ontology annotation, molecular function: protein binding. NCBI's taxonomy places the organism in Eukaryota, Metazoa, Cnidaria, Anthozoa, Scleractinia, Merulinidae. The record is from RefSeq and is a predicted model, not a curated record.
AGCAUUGGUCGUCCUUUAGGAUUUGUGAUUGCCAGGCUGAACACCUAAGCCUCGUUAUAUAGGAUCGCUCUGUGUUUAAACGUUCACUUUCGAGUUCCUGAUUUCCUUGUUGAUUGCAGACGGGCCUUUAUUGUGUUGCUACUUUGCUGAAUUGCUCCUGAAUCUUUCCAAACCUGAUUGCAGACGGGUCUUUAUUGUGUUGCUACGUUGCUGAAUUGCUCCUGAAACUUUCCAAACCUGAUUGCAGACGGGUCUUUAUUGUGUUGCUACGUUGCUGAAUUGCUCCUGAAACUUUCCAAACCGGCUCAAGACAAACAAAAGGUGAUACAAGUUGAAAAUGGCCGCUGUUGCAAUAGAAUUCACAGAAGAGCAACUGAACUACUACAGAAUCUGUUACGUUGCCACUGACAUAAUAACUGAGGGUCUCCGAUCAAUUUUCAAGCAAGAAUGGGAUAAUCGCUACAAGACGACGUUAGGAGAAUGGAAAGAUGAACCCAAAAAUGGAAUGGACUUCAAAAACGGGGAGUCUCCAGGAAACCAGAGAAGAAAUGCCAAACUCCUAGCUACCAUGAUUAACGGAGACAGAGCAGAAUGGGAUUGUACCAUGCUUUUUUACGCCAUUCUUUACUCCGAUUGUGUCGGUCACCGUCUCAAUCCAGUGGUCAAAUCAAACGUAGAUGGUCUCAGAAAGUUUAGGAAUAAAGAGUUUGCUCACAUGGCUAAAGGUCACCUCUCGGAUCCAGACUUUCAAAUUGCCAUUGCUAAAGUUGAUGCUGCAUUUCAAGGGCUUGGUCUCUCUAUCUUGCAAAUUCAAGACAUCAGAGAUCAAAGAAGUUUUCCAACAGAGGAGCUAGGAAGGGUCUUGAGAAAGGUUAAUGACCUGAGACAGGAACUUCAAGAAAAGGAAAAGAAGCUUCAAGACAAAGGAAACGAACUUGAAGAAAAAACAAAGGAGCUCCAAGAAAAAGAAAGGACUGUUCAAGAAAAGGAAGAAGAACGACAGGUCCUUGAAGAUCAGUUACACAAAGAAAUUCUCUCCUUUUGUAUUCUUCCUCCUAAACCUUCACACGACGUCGCAAGUCGCGAUUCUGAGGUGGCUGAAAUUAUGCAACAGCUCAAACAGCUUAAAAGCACAAAUAAAAACAAUUUAAGUUUUCUGUACAUCUCCGGGAAUCCUGGAAGUGGAAAAUCUCAACUAGCCGGCCUUGUAGCUGAGCGAUUCUUUGACGAAGGUAAAGAAAUUCCGUGUACUACUUCAUUUGUAAUGACACUGAAUGCUGAAAGCCAAGAUGCCCUUCUGGAAUCGUACACCUCUUUCGCUCGACGACUCAAGUGUUCAGAAUAUGCAGUUACAAACAUCCUUAACUCCAAGGAUCUGACGACUGAAAAAAAGAUCACUAAUCUGAUGACGUUAAUUGGCACAAAAAUCGACCUUUACACGUCCUGGCUUCUGGUGGUGGACAACGUCACUAGCAUAUCACGUGUGCAUGCUCAUCUACCGGAGUCUGGAAAUGAGCAGUGGUUAAGGGGCCAAUUGGUAAUCACAACACAGGACACUGCGUCCAUCCCUUUGACGAAUUCUUUCAUCGAACACAUCUCAGUUAGCAAAGGUAUGAAGCCUCGCGACGCCAGUCGUUUAUUAGCAAAGCUUUCUGGUAUAGAUGACAGCGAGAAGGGAAAUGAAGUAGCGCAAGUACUGGACUACCAGCCUCUUGCCUUGGCAAGCGCCGCCACCUAUGUCAGACAGGUUCGGCAGAACAAGGCAACGUCAUAUUUUGGCUGGAACGACUACCUGGAGAAGCUUAACAAGGGCCACCGAGGUACUACUGAAACAAUCCUUGCUACGACUAAUCCAAGCUAUACAAACACCAUGAGCAAAGCAACAAGACUGGCUGUUGAAAAGGCAAUGACGUCCGACAAAGUGAUACAUCACACGUUCAGUCUCCUCUCGGUGUGUGCAACAACACCAUUAAGUCUAGACAUCGUGAUCAGAUACAUUCUCAACGUUGAUGACGAAAUUAAAGACAAAGAAAUGAUUGCUAUGACAAUUCAAAGAUGCUCACUGCUAUUAUUUGGGGUGGAAGAGGAGGGUAGGGCCUGCAUUCGAGUACAUCAGAUAGUGAGUGAUGUCAUAGAUUCUUUGAUGAGAGGUUUCCCAAAGACUCAACAACUUCAAACUGUAGAUGUCGCCAUUAUAUCAUUCAUCCAGUUCGUAGAAGACGACCUAUCAAUAAGGUGGUUCGACCGAGAUUCUUUUAAAUGCAGCAAGCACCUUGUCCCUCAUUUAAGGACCUUGAUUUCAAAAGCUGAACAUUUGUUUCGUGAACGAGACAUUUCUCAAAACCCCAAAAGCGGUGAAAGAAAUGUUCAGAAUUAUCUGUCUUCAUUUACAAAGCUUGGAGAAAUGUGCCUCACUCAUGAUGUAUUCGACGCAGCAAUAAAGUACUUUAGCCUGGCACUACGAUUCGCCCAGCAUGUUGAUGAAUAUAAUCACAAAUAUGUCGCAAAGUCCUACAAUAACCUGGGUUCAGCACACCACGCCCUGAGUAACCUGGAGAAGGCAUAAGAGUAUCAUGAACGUGCAAUUGCCGUUAGUCUGGAAAAACUCGGUCCUGAUCAUCUAGAUGUCGCAACGUCCUACAAUAACCUGGGGGAAGUACACCACACCCUGG